This is a messenger RNA of Penicillium nucicola, 1209 nucleotides long. RefSeq names its product metallophosphoesterase family protein. The coding region runs from base 1 to 1209 and encodes 402 amino acids. Lineage: Eukaryota; Fungi; Ascomycota; Eurotiomycetes; Eurotiales; Aspergillaceae. Gene Ontology annotation, cellular component: cytoplasm. Gene Ontology annotation, molecular function: hydrolase activity, acting on ester bonds. The transcript has 4 exons. The record is from RefSeq and is a predicted model, not a curated record.
AUGGCACCCUCACUCGAUAGACUGUCGACCCAGACAGUCCUCCGAACACCAACGGAGCGCACGCUUCGAUUCACAGAGAAUGGCACCUUCCACAUCUCCGUCUUUGAGGAUCUACACUUCGCCGAGGACGACAAAAAAGAUGCAAAAUCAACAGAAGUCAUGUCAUACAUCCUGGCAAAAGAACAAAUCGACUUCGUAGUCCUAAAUGGAGACCUUGUAUCAGGCGAGCGGACCCAAAAAGCCGACAGCAAGAAAUAUGUCGACAGAGUCGUGUCCCCGCUGCUAUACGGCGGAUACAAAUGGGCCUCGACGUACGGCAACCACGACAGCGAGGUCAAUCUCGACCCGAAGAAGGACAUGUUCGAAGCCGAGACGCGCCAUGCGAACAGUCUAACUGAAAGCAGGGUCUCCGGCCCCAAAGCGGGGAUCACGAAUUACUACCUGCCGGUCUUUUCGCACCGUGCUGCGCCGACGGACAAACCGGCGCUUAUUCUUUGGUUCUUCGAUUCGAAGGGCGGUCACUACUAUCAGCCCGAGGGGCAAGGGGGGCCGUCCGUCAAGAGGCCUAGUUGGAUUGAUGAGUCGGUUGUGGAUUGGUUCACGGAGACAGAGUCUGCGAUCAAGGCAAAAUGGGGAGUCAUCCCCUCGCUGGCCUUUUACCAUAUCCCGGCCCAUGCAAUGCUGGAAUAUCAACGCAAGGAUCGCGUGGAUCCGCACCGGAACCCGGGGGUUAAUCGUGAACGGGUUAACCCCCAGGGGACCGGCGACUGGAGCUAUGAUAGACAGGAUGUCAAGUUCAUGAAGGCGCUUCUUGAAACGGAGGGAUUGAUUGCUGGGUUUAGUGGUCAUGAUCAUCAGAAUGAUUGGUGUUUCAAGUGGGACGGCACCUUAGUCGACCAUGAUUUAACCGGAAAUGGCAUGAACAUGUGCUACGGCCGACACACAGGAUACGGAGGCUACGGUGAUCUAACGCGUGGCGGGCGUCAAAUCCUGCUGAAUGAAACGAAUCUAAAGGAAGAAAUCGAGACAUGGAUCCGGUUGGAGGAUGGAUCCAUUUCUGCGCAUGUCACGUUGAACUCGACCUAUGGUCAGGAUCCGUAUCAGGCUGUCUCGAAUGCUGGUUCGACGCGGCCCAGUGUACAUUCGGAGGGAUCGGUGCUUUCGCUUUUCUGGAUGUUCAUUCCUUUGGCUAAGCUUUUCCGUUGGUAG